GGCAUGGCCAACGCGGGCAUGAGUCCUCCGAGGCCGCGGGCGUCGCUCUCCCCGCUGACGCUGCUGUUGCUGCUGGGAGGCUGCCUCCUCUCGGCCGCGGGGAGGGACAAGGGGGCAGCAGGCAGGGAAGUGGCCCGGGCCUCCCGCCCCACGGACGGCUCCUCCGGUCGCUUCGUGAGUCCAGAGCAGCACACGUGCAGCUGGCAGCUCCUGGUGCCCGCCCCGGGGACGCCGACUGGCGGAGAGCUGGCCUUGCGCUGCCAGACUCCGGGCGGGGCGAGCCUGCACUGCGCCUACCGCGGGCAUCCGGAGCGCUGCGCGGCCACCGGCGCCCGGCGCGCGCACUACUGGAGACGGCUGCUGGGCGCGCUGCGCAGGAGACCACUGCCCUGCCUGGACCCCGCGCCGCUGCCGCCACGCCUGUGCGCCCGCAAGACGGCUGGCGCAGAGCUGCACUCGCCGGCCCACCUCAGCCUACCCGCGCGUCCCAGCGAGCCUCCCGGGUCCAGGGCGCGGAGCCCGGCUCGGUCGCGACAAUCGGUGCGGUCCCCAAGCUCCCAGCCCGAAAAGAAGCCCUUGCUAGUGAAGUCCAACUCGGGAGGGAGGAAAGCGGGCUCAGACCCGGUCCCGGAGCCUCCUGCGGCGGCCGGAUUCCAACCCAAUGGGCUGGACCAGAAUGCCGAGCUCACUGAGACCUACUGCACCGAGAAGUGGCACUCCCUUUGCAACUUCUUUGUCAAUUUCUGGAAUGGCUGAGGCUGCGGGCUGGCAGGGGCACUAGGGGUAGGUGCUGAGAAGCAGAGGGUAGCGCAGCCAGGGCGGGAGACGUCCUUAGACAGGGAACCGGGAUGAAGAAUAAACUAGUCGGCUAGUCGGGAUUCCAAAAUGGGUCAGGGGUCAGGGUAAGAAGAAUCUGAAGCAGCUGGAGAGCGCUUUUGUUUUUUAUUUUAUUUUUAUUUUUUUAAGCAUCUCAGCUCUGAUUUAAGAGCAGAAGAAAUAGUGGAAACAAAUAGAUUUAUAUCGAGUAUGGGAAAAUUGUAGACUAGGGAGAGAAGCUGAGAAUAGCGAGAAUGAAGUGACUAAAGAGGUGAGAAUCUUUGCUAGGAAGUGGGAUACAAUGUAUAUCAACACAUUUUCAUUAACUGUAACUGUGAGUAAGAACCUGAACCAUGCUGAAUAGUUCAAAAUCUUCUUGGGUUUCAACUUGAGAAAAUGAAUACCCACCCCCACCCCCUCCUUUCUGGAUUGUUAUGAACUUUGGGUGUGACUGGCAUCACACUUUCUAUGUAGAUUACAACCUUAUAGGUAAAUAAUAAAUCUAAGACUGGAUUAUCAGGACAAUUGCUUUUCAGUCCCUUUACUACUUUUUAACUGAAUUUUGAGCCUACCGUCCAGAAAAGUUCAUUAACUACCUAAAAUCAGAAGUGAAUUUUACAAGUUCAGUGCUGUCUGGAUCUCCAAAUACAAACAAAAAACUCCAAGCCUUUAAAUUUUGAUUACUCUUUUUAAAAUCAGCUAAAAUGUAAACAUGUAUCUGGGGUCAUUUGGCCCUUCAUCUCUUCUGUGAUUAAAUUUAAAAUGUGUGUGUGUGUGUGUGUUUUAAAUAUGUUGUAACAACUGUCUUUAAUUAAAAACAAAAAAACUGGUUGGAUUUAAAGAGUUGUAAAA
Molecule: messenger RNA, 1668 nt
Organism: Mus caroli (Ryukyu mouse)
Lineage: Eukaryota; Metazoa; Chordata; Mammalia; Rodentia; Muridae
Gene: Fgfbp3
Product: fibroblast growth factor binding protein 3
Biological process (GO): cell-cell signaling
Molecular function (GO): growth factor binding
Source: RefSeq, a predicted model, not a curated record